AAAUCUUUCUAGGUUGACUAAUUUCGUUUGCAGAUUUAGCGUGAAGUCCGCGUUGACAAAGACGUUUAGUUCCUCAUUUCCUCAAUGUCUGAACAAAGUUUUGAUAUCGACGAAACAAAACCGAAAGCGGAGAUUCUUUGUACUGUCAAAAUGAGCGCAAGUUACGUGAAAAUCGCGGAAGACGAGCAAGAAGAAGAACCGAUCGAAAUUCCAACGGAAGAAGACGGAACUUUAUAUUUAUCAUCCGUUACUGCCCAAUUUCCUGGCGCUUGUGGGCUGAAAUAUAGAAACGAUGAGACACACACACUUAGGGGGGUGAAACUUGUGGAAGGAAUCCUCUACCCACCUGACCCACAACACAUGUGGAAGAACUAUCUAUACGUUGUGGUUUAUCCUAAAGGAGGCAACAAAGUCCGGAAUGAUUUCCCCGAUAACAAAAGAAAGAUGGAGGAUGAAGAUGUUCAGAGCAUCAGGAGCAAACGACCCGCUCAGAAAUGCUCCGAUCUUAUUGUCCUCGGUCUUCCAUGGAAGAUUGCCGAAGAUGAUUUGAAAGAAUACUUUGCUAAGUACGGGGAGCUGGUUAUGGUUCUGGUGAAACGAGAUGAGAAUGGUAAAUCACGUGGUUAUGGUUUCAUCAGAUUUUCAUCAUACGAGGUUCAAGAACUUGUAUUAUCACAACGCCAUAUCAUUGGGGAAAGAUGGUGCGACGUUAAAAUUCCACACUCUAAGGAUCAAAAACCAACCGUCAGCAGUAAGAUAUUUGUGGGCAGGAUAACUGAGAAAAUGACCAAGGAUGAAAUAAGGCAAUACUUUGAACAAUUUGGGGAUGUGGACGAUGUUUAUAUUCCCAUCCCGUUCCGAGCAUUUGCAUUUGUAACGUUCCGUGACAGCAAUGUUGCUGCAAACCUUAUUGGAGAAGACCAAGUUAUAAAUGGUGUCAGCGUGUACAUUAACACUGCUGACCCAAAAGGUAGCAAAGAGACGGCGAUGAAACCUGGAAAUGAACGCUGGCCAAACCAACAAGGGUUCAACCCCAGAGCCAUGCAGGAACAAAGAGGACAAGACCCUCGAUAUUUCCAAGGAGCUGGGCAGAUGCCACAUGCAGGAAAUGCAUAUGGGGUGCAAUCACCUAUGGCAACGGGGCAAAAUGUUGGGGGUAAUUACCCUAAUGUCCCGCAAGGACCUGGUUUCAACAUGAUGAACAUGAACCCGGCAGUGCUGGCUGCAGCUAUAGGCUCCUGGAACUCUAUGUUAAAUGGCAUGUUUACUGAGAAUUCAAUGAUGCCAGGUCAGGGUCAAGGCCAGGGUCAGGGCCGUGGUAAUGGUGCUGUUGGCUGGGCAUCCAGUCAAGAGGGGAAACGCGAUGGCAGCCAAAGUUGGGGAAAUAAAGAUGAAAAAUGGUCUUAAAUAAAUUGUACAUUCGGUUGUUUUUAUUGCUGGUAAAAAAUGACGUAUGAAUUGGUAUUACCAAGUUUAAGUCGUUCUGUCAUGAUAUGUUUAAACGCCAUUGAUGCUGUUGUUAAUUUGUGUAUAAAAAUUUGUAUGUGGCAAACGCGAUGAUAAAUUGUUCAUACUGUCA
Ciona intestinalis (vase tunicate) is the source of this 1579-nucleotide messenger RNA. Lineage: Eukaryota; Metazoa; Chordata; Ascidiacea; Phlebobranchia; Cionidae. The record is from RefSeq.